This is a messenger RNA of Rubroshorea leprosula, 1263 nucleotides long. Lineage: Eukaryota; Viridiplantae; Streptophyta; Magnoliopsida; Malvales; Dipterocarpaceae. The record is from the annotation of a GenBank genome assembly.
GUUACUCUUUGGAAAAUAAUCUUUUAUUGACUAAUUCUUCUAUAAAAUUUUAGGUUAAUCAAGCUCUUCUUGACUUGAUCAAGGCAUCAGAAAAGAAGAUUAGCCCACUUGAUUGGACUAAUUUUCCCCUGGAAAGUUCUGAAUGUCUGAGUAGGAAGAUAUCAUUUGGUGGAACCACAGAGGGAGAAAGGACUCUAUUUAUAGAAAAAAUCUAUAUUUGCCUAUUAUACCUAUUUAGCCUACUUGUAAUCCCAUUGAAGUAUGGAAGAAGAGCUCUGCAAGGCUCAAAACCAAAUAGAGUUGGAGCUACCCUCACAUAGUCAAUCAACCCUCUUGUUUUAUUGGGAUCCAUUGACUUCUAAACUUAGCGGCACAACAAUACGAGCAGCCAGCUAACAGGAUAUUGAUCAAUAAACCAACUGAAGAAUAACCAAAGUUUGGAAUGACAAAAAGUUUGUAAAUGGCAGACAUUAAAACAAGCCAAUAUCAGUAUAGAUUACCGUACACCAAAGUGCAGGAAUAAGCUUGGGGCUGGAUGGUUUUAACUCCACCCUCCACGCUUGGAUUGAAUUUUGGGUCAAACAUGUCAUGUAAAAGAAGGAAGACUAGGAACAAUCUUCCCCCAAAGAACACGUUUGAAGAAAAGAACCCCCCCUGUGCUUUAUGUGUUUUAUGUAUGCUUGAAGCGCAGGCCAAAAACAGAAUGCAAAUAACAACAUGAUGCGAUACAUGUUUUCAUCUUGCAAACAUGUUUUCUCUUUGGACAUCUUUUAUAUAUGAUGGUUUCAUCUUUAAAGUUUCUACCUAAAUUUCAUAUAUGCCUUGAAGCUGGGAACAGAACAUAAACAAAAAUGGUGGCAAGCAAGCAACAGGAACUUCGGUUAUAAUCCAAUCCUAACCACGAAAUCCUCCCCCAGGAACUCAUCAUGGUUGCAGAGCAUGAAGAUGAUGUAUUUGAGUUAUGACUUUAGAAAUCGCGACUAUUUCAAUCAAUCAAGAACCAGCAUAGUAGAAGAAAGAAAUUAAGAACAGUUGUUACAAAAGAAGAUGCUGCAAAGAACCAAGUACAAAAUCGAAGAAAACGAAUGUAAUUAGUGAGGAAGGGAAGAGAGAAAGUACCUGAUUUGCGAAGGUUGUUUGUGGAGGAUUGAGUGAUCAAUGGGGAAGGAAAAGUGGUUGCUUCUGAAACGAAAAAGAAGAUUCGAAUGUAUCUUAAGAUGUACAAUAUUUCCAAAUAACAUAAUAUAAACAAUUGUGCGUCAU